Messenger RNA from Trichobilharzia regenti, 546 nucleotides. NCBI's taxonomy places the organism in Eukaryota, Metazoa, Platyhelminthes, Trematoda, Strigeidida, Schistosomatidae. The record is from the annotation of a GenBank genome assembly.
AUGUAUUACGCGAGGACUUUUCGAAAGGAUAGCGAUGCAUUAAAAAGGAACCGCCCAAAUAGUGUUGCCCUAUACGAACUCGCAAUCAAAGCUGGAGUUCUUAUGGACAACAUGGUUUUCAGAAGUGUACAUGCACUAAUUGCAAUAGGCUGUAGUCCAAUGGUUGUCUAUUCUAUGCUAAAAUACUUAGCAUCACAUUAUGCAAAGAAGCUUGCUACUACCACAGAAGAUGGUGAUCCGAAUGCUACAAUCAUUCCACAUAAUUCUACUGUUGUUGCUGCUGCCGAUACUGCUAGUAUUGAACCUCUAACGGAAACUGCCCGUGAAUUAGAAAAUUUCCUGUUAGGGAAAUCAAAAUUCAUUAAUGACCUGUUGGCACCAUGUCGAAAUUUAGACUCACAAUUUACUGUUCUCAGUCGUACUAGUAAUCGCAAUAUUAUUAUUAAUAAUGAUACUAAUCAUCCCAGUAAUUAUAAUCAAACAAAUAAAGGCUUGACAAAUAAGCCAAGAAUGUUACCAUCGCAUACACUGAAGCAUAAUAACUGA